Messenger RNA from Acinonyx jubatus (cheetah), 2030 nucleotides. RefSeq names its product inhibitor of growth family member 5 (gene ING5). Gene Ontology annotation, biological process: positive regulation of DNA-templated transcription; positive regulation of apoptotic signaling pathway. Bases 704 to 1345 code for a protein of 213 amino acids. Gene Ontology annotation, molecular function: chromatin binding. NCBI's taxonomy places the organism in Eukaryota, Metazoa, Chordata, Mammalia, Carnivora, Felidae. Gene Ontology annotation, cellular component: nucleus. The record is from RefSeq and is a predicted model, not a curated record. The transcript has 8 exons.
CCAGGCGCUGCGUGCGGACCCCGAGGACUCGUGGGGGUGGCGAGGGCAGUCCGGGGGCGGCGGGGGUGGCGGGGGCGCGCGCGGGGCGGGGCGGGGCCGCAAGGAGAUGCGCGCGGGGGGCGCGGCGCAGGGUCCCACCGUCACGGCCGCGCCAAUUCCAGGUGCGUCACGGAGGGGCGGGGCCGGUUGGCGUGGGGCGUGGCUUGCGUGCCACGGCCCCGCCCUUCCCAUGCUAGGCCCCGCCCCUGCCUUCAGCGGCGUACCGCCUUCCCGGCCCUCAGUCUCUCUUGGGAGAGGCCUAGCUCAGGGCCCCGCUCCGCCCUUCCCUACCCCCCUCCGCUGUCUUGGCCCGGUCCCCCGCCCCGGCCCCGCUCCCACCCAGUUGACUGGCGCAGGUGGUUGAGCCCUGAGCCCGUAUCCCCUUCGACGCUGGACCGGGCCUGGGCGGGAUUCCGGCCGUGUUUCUGUGCCUGCUCGUGCAGUGACCUGGGAGUUGGGGGAGACGAUACUGGCUGGAGAGUGUCCUCGGGUGCCUGUGUUUCUGCGUGGCCGGGGACGGAGGAGGGGGACUCGCAGGUGUUCAGGGCAGUGAUCGGCACCACGGGCAGAUGUCUGUGAGGCGCUUCCUGCAGGCGUCGUUCUGUCCACAUGUAGCACAGGUAUCGAGAACCUUCCUUGUGAGCUGCAGAGGAACUUCCAGCUCAUGAGAGAGCUGGACCAGAGGACGGAAGAUAAGAAGGCAGAGAUUGACAUCCUGGCUGCGGAGUAUAUCUCCACGGUGAAGACGCUUUCUCCAGACCAGCGUGUGGAGCACCUGCAGAAGAUCCAGAGCGCCUACAGCAAGUGUAAGGAGUACAGUGAUGAUAAGGUGCAGCUGGCCAUGCAGACCUAUGAGAUGGUGGAUAAACACAUUCGAAGGCUCGAUGCAGACCUGGCACGCUUCGAAGCAGACCUGAAGGACAAGAUGGAGGGCAGUGACUUUGAAAGCUCCGGAGGACGAGGGUUAAAAAAAGGUCGAGGUCAGAAAGAAAAAAGAGGCUCCCGAGGUCGUGGCAGGAGGACCUCAGAAGAAGACACUCCAAAGAAAAAGAAGCAUAAAGGAGGGUCUGAGUUCACCGACACCAUCUUGUCCGUGCACCCCUCUGACGUGCUGGACAUGCCCGUGGACCCAAAUGAGCCCACCUACUGCCUGUGCCACCAGGUGUCCUACGGGGAGAUGAUAGGCUGUGACAACCCGGACUGUCCUAUCGAGUGGUUUCACUUCGCCUGUGUGGAUCUGACCACGAAACCCAAAGGAAAAUGGUUCUGUCCGCGGUGCGUUCAGGAGAGGAGGAGGAGGAAGUGAGGCUGCUACCUGGGCUGGAAGAGCGAGUUAAUGUAUUCCUUCCUUCGUGUUGCAAUAUUUUCUCUUCAUUUUAAAACUACCUUGUUUUGAAUGAUACUUAACAACUCAGUGGCCAGUUGUAAGUCUGGGUAUUUCCUGAGACAAGCAAGAAUCCACCUGAGCCCUGUUUGCACGAGGAGCGAUCUCACAGGGACUUGCCACAGUGACUUCAUUCUCGAGACUUCUCGUACGGGGCCCGGCCCCGGGCACGGCAGGUGCACCGAGUGGCCGAGCCUUCCGUGGGCCGGUGCAGUGGGGACCUUCCCACCCGCUGCACUGCCGUCGCUCUGCAGCUGGGGUGGGAGCCUGUGUGGUCCGACUGUCCCGGCGCCACCGCGGCACAUCUGUCCCCGCAAGGCGUGUGCCCGGAAGCUGGCGAGGCGUUGCUGGAAGGCAUCCUCCGUGUCUCGGUGACCUGCCUGGGACGGUGGGGCUGUCCCUGGAGCGGGAGGGCCCCGCCGCACUGUGCGCUGCCUUGUUCGUCUGGACUCCCAGUUCCCUCCGUGAGGGCUUUACCUGCUGGAGUGAACGGCCCGUCAUCAGCAGGUUGCCGUGAGCCGCCCGUGAGAUGCCUGACCGACGGCUGGUGUGCCGUCGCUCUGGGAAUCCCUGAUGUUUUACUGUGAAGCUGGAACUGUCGUAACAG